This is a messenger RNA of Zonotrichia leucophrys gambelii, 1462 nucleotides long. Its product is annotated as zinc finger protein 3-like. NCBI's taxonomy places the organism in Eukaryota, Metazoa, Chordata, Aves, Passeriformes, Passerellidae. Bases 172 to 981 code for a protein of 269 amino acids. The record is from RefSeq and is a predicted model, not a curated record. The transcript is spliced from 3 exons.
UCCUCCCUCCCUCCUCCUCCUCCCCCGGUCCCGGAGCCCUCGCAGCCGGCGGGAGGAGCGGGGAUGGAGGCGGGCCAGAGAUGGACUUGGGCAGAAGGACCUUGAAACUCUGUGUGCUCAUCCCCUGUUUUCCAUGCAAACCAGGAUUUCCCAUUCCCAACCCUUGGCUGGAUGGAGGAGGAGGCUGCAAGGAAGAGGAAGAUGCCCCGGGACACUGAGGCAGAGCAGGAGCUGAGCAUGGAGAGCAGGGAGGACAAAUCUCCAGGGCAGCAGAACCUCAUGGAAGAGGCCGUUUUGAGUGACUCCCUGGUGCAGGAAUCCGAUAGGGAGGAAAAGCCCCAGAGAUCCCCCAGGAGGAAGGGCUGCAAACCCAGCCCAGGGUGCUCUGCGGAGGGAAGAGCCAGUCUGUGCCAGGAAGGUGGACGGAGCUUCAGCCAGAGCUCGGAGCUGGUGCUCCAUGAGCAGCUCGAUGAUGGGGAGAAGCCCCACAAGUGCCUGGAGUGUGGGAAGGGCUUCAGCUGGAGGUCCCGCCUGCUCCGCCACCAGAUGAUCCACACUGGGGAGAAGCCCUACGAGUGUCCUGAGUGUGGGAAGGGCUUCAGAGACAGCCCCCAGCUCACCAUCCACCAUCGCAUCCACACCGGGGAGCAGCCCUACGAGUGUUGGGAAUGUGGCCAGAACUUCCUCCAGAGCUCCCACCUGACUUCCCACCAGAAGAUCCACUCAGGGGAGAGGCCCUACGAGUGUUCUGAGUGUGGGAAAUCGUUUCCAACCAGCUCCCUUCUCCUCACCCACCAGCGGAUUCACACCGAGGAGAGGCCCUUCCGCUGCCCCAUCUGCAGGAAGGGCUUCAAGCACAACUCCCACCUCACCAGGCACCGGCGCAUCCACACCGGGGAGAGGCCCUACGAGUGCCCGGAGUGUGGGAAGAGGUUCAGGACCAGCUCAGUCUUGAAUCAACACCAGUGGAGGCACCGCUAAGGGAAGCCCUGCAAGUGCCCCAGCUGCAGGAGGAGCUUCAUGCAUUGCUCCAACUCCAUCCUCAAUCAGAGAACCCUCAUUGCAGAGAGCCCUGGUGUCCCACAUUCCCAAUAAUCCAAGUUGGAAAAGCCCUGCUGAUCCACAUUCCCAAUAAUCCAAGUUGGGAAGACGCCUGGCUGGUGGUCUCCACAUCAUCCUGGAUCCCAGUAGGCACCUGACUCAACACUGGGGCAGGAACAUCCAUUGGGUCUCAGCUCCAUAUUGGAAACCCCUUGGGAAGAGCUGAGUUUUUACCUUGUCUUGGUUUGAAAGCCAGGUGUCUGCUAAGGAAGGCAGGAGCCCUCCUUGGAAUGGAAAAUGUAAACCCCCUCCCUCUGAAUUAUUAGAAUCACGAAAUUAAGGGCUCUCAGGCAAAGAUAUGGGAAUAGGAAUAACAGUUAUUUACUGGUGUGUAUAAUAAAGCAAACAAAGAACAACUACA